Messenger RNA from Eriocheir sinensis (Chinese mitten crab), 2355 nucleotides. RefSeq lists its product as uncharacterized. The coding region runs from base 521 to 1663 and encodes 380 amino acids. The transcript is spliced from 2 exons. The record is from RefSeq and is a predicted model, not a curated record. Lineage: Eukaryota; Metazoa; Arthropoda; Malacostraca; Decapoda; Varunidae.
GUGGCUCAGUCAGUGCUGGUGUGGCCGUGGCGGAGCCGGCUGUGUGUCUGUGUCUGUGUCGGGGUGCGGGACGCUCUCUCGCCGAGGUACUCAGUGAGUGUGUGUAGGUAGCGAGCGGGCCUGUGAAUGCGCAUCCUGUCGCAGUGGUGCGCAAGUGUGCUCGCUCAGGGUCGUAGCGCAGGACUCGCUCCCUUACAGCUUCACCGCCGCUGCCGCCUGUCCUCGCUCAGCCAGAGACAGACCGUGGCACCCAGCGAAGGCUCUGCUGCUGCACCUUGAGCACUUGGCACCCGUACUGGAUCCCCGGUGUACUCAGAAAACCACUGACUAAGGAAUUCCAUCGUGAACGUGAAGCGUGUGAGCGAGGCUGUCACACUGCUUUGUCUGAAGUAGUGUAGUGACGUGUGACCAGCCACGCCCUCCUGAGAGUAGAAAACUUGACAGUGUACAUAUUAGAAGUAACUUAAGGCAUACAUCUGUAAGUGUAGUUUAGACGCCUAUAGGAAAAAAAUAUCGCGUAAUGAAGGACGAGGGAAGUGUAGCCGCCCACUCUGAGACGCUGCGGGCGCUCAACCUGCAGCCCCCCAAGAUCCGCAGCCACCUCGACCUCCUUUCAGACCCCCUGGCUCCCCUCCGUGGCCCGGUCAACCCCGCCCCAGCUCACCCCCGCCUCAUCGCCACCCGCAGCCUAAGGGGGGUGUUCCAGUCUCGCCUCAACGGGCCCCUUGGCUCCCUGCAGCCGCCAGCCUCGCAGGGAUCACAGAAUCCUGCCUCGGUCGCAAGGUCCCCCCGGGCCCUGAAAAGACUGUCGGGGCGUCACGCUCGUCCGCAGCGGGCCAGGAGUCAGCCGGCCUCUGGGAAGGAAAACUUUGGUAGUUUCGAGGAGGAAGAAGAUGAAGGGUUUGAGGACGUGUGGGCGGGGACUGAGCGGCAGGAGCCUCGACCCAUGCUCACCAGACGGAACACAGAGGGCGCUGACACGAGGUGGGCCGGUGACCUCACCCGCCUCUCCUCCGCCCUGGACCAGCUAGCGGCGCUGUGCAACGCGACCCAGCGGCCUCAGAGUGCACCGGAGUCAGCUGGAAUAGCGCGGGCCGUCUUAACCCGCACCCAUAGUCAGGGGUCUGGCCACCCGCCCCCAAACCCUCUCCCUGCCAACAUCUCUCCGACCUGCCCCGUCCACGGCACCCACGCCAUUCUGGCCCACACCCUGCUGGCCGCCCAACCCUCUUCUGACGGCGGCCGCUCCUCGCCCAGAACGGUCCACCACCACCCUUUUGAAAGUGACUCCGGAGGUAGUUCGGGUGGGCACGUGGCCUCCAACCCUCCCUCGCCUCUUGGCGUCUCAGGGGGCCGGGAGGCCUCGACGGGCGUGGCCAAGAGGAUGGGCGUGGCGCUGCGGGCGUUGGGCGGGCGGCUGGCGGCCUGGAGCAGGGGCAACGAGGUGUCCCAGAACUCUACACAACUCUCGUCGUCAUCGUCGUCAUCCUCCUCCCCCGUCACCGGGCGACAUGCAGGUGAGUUGGCGUUCUCAGGUAUGGGCGGGACAUGGAUGGUGAGGCGCCGUGGGGAACGCACGGAGGGCCUUGGGAGUGCAGGGCAAGGAAGCAGCGGUGCGGGAAGGGAAAGAUAUAUUUGUACUGAAUAUUUUGGUUUGCUAUGAACAUUCCGCAGUCCAACCUUGGCGGUCGGCGGGGAGCCAGUCACGCACCGGAAGGUAUGACAAUGUAAAGAAUAUUUACUGUGGCCUCAGCCCGGCCAUGCUCGCGCUGCCUCCUGCGGCCAUUGCCGGGGCGCUCAAGGUCCGAGGCCUCUAAUUCUCUAUUCAGAGGUACGCGUUCACCCACGGUCCAAGCAUUGUCGGUAAUUUUCAUUUAAUAUUCAUUCAUGGACUUGAGUGCACCUGCCGCAGGCGUGGUGGAGGGGAGACUAAGGUUCACCGCCCGUCACCAAGGGCCACCAGGCCUGACCCUGCCUGGGCCGCGUUGCAGUUUCCCCGCCGCGCCGCCACACAACCGUCACUCCGGCCCAAGGUUUCUCCCUGGGCGGGCACGCUGCUUCACUUAUCUGAUGACUUUUAGGUAAUCAUGUCAAGAACUCGGCUCGUGACGUGUUUAUUUCGUGCUUUCUGGCGGCCGUGUUGUGUGUCGCGUGGGGAAGGGCUGUUCAGCUAAUUGCAUUGUCCGGCAGGGCGCGAGGCAAGGCUAAUGUGGCACAGAUGAUUAUGCCUCGUCGUGUCGCCAGGUGUGUCAAGACGAGUGAAGGUGGCCGGAGCACCGCCGAGAGGAGGGCUGGACGCAAUGACGAACAUUUUAAACAUAUUAUCGUGUAAGAGAAGAAUGACCUGAUUUGUGU